AAUAAUAUUCUGAACCACUUUUCUGACGAGUCACAAACUAAGAGGGUAUAUAAACCAACUUAGAUACAUUUGGUGGGUCAGAGUAACCUAACGUAUGGUCAUUAGCGUCUGAAUUUCAGUAUGGAUGACGAUGAAGUCUCAAGCUGGCAUACCAAAGUCAUGCCAAAAGCCUUAGUUGUGGGCUCUAUGAUAAAAUACUGUAAGGAUAGACUGAAGGCGCGAGAGGAAAUCAAUGAUUUUAUCAGCGAAAUGAAAGAAGACUUGCAGAAGACGUCCAAGGAUCUCUCCGAGGAGAAGCCUGAUGCACGAGAAUGGUAUAUCCGGAAGAAGUCAUGCGCAAGCUUCCUGUAUAUAAACCACAGAGACGUGGAGCAUUUGAACCAGAUCAGUGAAGAGGAGCCCAUAGCCUGCUCCGCCUGUAAGAUGGAGUUCCGGGAGGUAGAGACGGAGUACCCCUGCCGCGUGUGUGACAGUGUGUUCCACAAGGACUGCGUGCUGGAAAUGAAGGACAUCCAUCCGUCACAUAUCGAGGCUGUGGAGAAAGCCAACACAAGCGUCGGAUGGAGCUGCCCAGCUUGUGACGACUUAGGCUUGCUAUUAACAGAAGAAGAACUGCAGGACAUUAUCGACACAUUUGAAGAGGAAAUCAAACCUAAAGACGGUCAAAUAUCACCAGGCGAAUUCAAAAACUUCAAGAAAAAGCAAUUGGGCCAACAAUUGUCUGAGGAGGACCACGAACACUUGGAUCUAGAGUUCCGAUUGGCUGACAGGGAUGGAAACGGGAUCAUUGAUUGGUGGGAGUUUCUAAACUACCAAGCGAAAGUGAAACUCGCCAUGCGGGAUCAGAGGGAGCUCGUAGAUAUGCUGACAGAGAAGGAGGUGCGGGUGGCCAAGCUCGCCUUUGCCCACAUGGACGUCAACAAGGACGGUAAGGUGACGGAGCUAGAGGCCAAGAAGGCGUUCAGUGACUACUUCGGCCAAGUGAAUAUGAACGACAGAAGAAGAUGCAGUGUAAUUGAGUCUUAUGCGCGCCAUGCUACAGCUCGCGCCAUGGCCCUCGACAUUAAAGACGCGGGUGCUGUAACCUGGCCAGAGUUUUUGAACGGACAAGCCAAGUUCAUUAUUGGAGUCCGUCCAAACCCUACUCAGUGAGGGGGGGGAUUACCAUCAGAGGGAGGAACCGGAGAUAUUUA
Messenger RNA from Magallana angulata, 1193 nucleotides. RefSeq names its product PHD finger protein 24-like. The record is from RefSeq and is a predicted model, not a curated record. Gene Ontology annotation, molecular function: calcium ion binding. The coding region runs from base 121 to 1152 and encodes 343 amino acids. The transcript has 7 exons. NCBI's taxonomy places the organism in Eukaryota, Metazoa, Mollusca, Bivalvia, Ostreida, Ostreidae.